AUGCAUCUUAUCAGCAAAAUUCUUUACGUCUGCGUCGCUUUACACGUCGCCUUCCAGGGCGCGUCCGGCGCAAUUCUCCGGGGACGAACCAGCGAUGCCGAUUCUAACCAGCUUUCAGCAAGUGAUUUCCAAACUCUGAGCCAAGCCGCGGAGGAUCUGAACAGUCAGCUGGAUAACUUUUUGCGUAACUGGAGCGGUGGUCACCGUAAACCCGAAACCGAGGAAACUACAACCAUCGUCAAGCGGCAGACCAGUGGCGUCUCGAUAUCUGCGCAAGACCUUCAAGAUCUUCUGAAGCUUAUCCAGUCCAUCGAGCGGCAGUUGGCGGCGAUAAUCUCUGGCAGUACUACGGCAAGCGGGACAGUGGCACCGGCUCCGUCAAACACUGUCAACAAUCCGGGGCCGGUUGCUUCGUCGCCAGCGCAGUCCGUUGUCCAACCCACGGCGACUGGCAAUGGUCCGGCCAACCCAGGUGUGAGUUCUCCUACACCCAACCCCGUUCUGACAAACACAGGAAAUGGCGGGCCGUUCACCACGGCAUACGGGACGUCCGUCUCGACCGGGACGAGAUGCAUAACGACAAUCACACAAACCUUUACCGAGUAUGUUCAUGAGGACGGAACGACAGCCGUGCCCGGGGCUCGCCGAUCAGUCGUGGACGACGUCGAGGUAGAUGCCGAAGAGGACGAUGAGCCUUGGGUCACUGUCACCGUGCCUCGGGACACUGAAGAAGACGAUGAGUGGGAGCCUUGGGUCCAGUUCGACGGGACAACCACCGAGGAAGACGAGUCUGACGUGGGCUUCACGACGCGCGAUUCCUGGACGGAGCUGGGUGUUAAGCGUCGUGAUCCGCUGGACGAGACCAGUGGCCCUGGGCUCCUCUUUGUUCGCGACGAAGAGGGCAUUUGA
Colletotrichum fioriniae is the source of this 909-nucleotide messenger RNA. RefSeq lists its product as uncharacterized. The record is from RefSeq and is a predicted model, not a curated record. NCBI's taxonomy places the organism in Eukaryota, Fungi, Ascomycota, Sordariomycetes, Glomerellales, Glomerellaceae.